AUGAAUUCGUCACGCAUUGCGGACGUACAAAUGUACAGCGACUCGCUCUCGAGCGUGGUCAGCGGACUAAAUAUUUUGGCGGGAAGGGAUCGAAACGAGAGCGCUGACAGAGUUCGAGAAGAGAAAACUAAAAUGUCGAUAACAUUCGAAAACGAUAUUGCCGACGAAGGCGUAGGAAACGAACUCGGUCUUUUUGAUGACGAUGAUCCGUUUAAUCUUCCUCCACCUUUACCUCCUCUGUCGCCUCAACGAGAUGACGAUCCAUUCAACCAAAAUGGCGACAAAGAUCAAACUAAUGCCGACGACAAGACAGAGGCAAAUAAAAAACGAAGAGUGAAGAGAUUGCCGAGACCGAAGUUAGACGAAGUUAGGUAAGUGUCGCUAGUUGUGUUGCAGUUCUACUGAGCAUUCGUUGGGAUAGGAAGGGAAUGUAAUCUCCUGAUUGAUCACGAUCAGAUCGUGUCGUAAGUUUGAUAGCGAGUAGUGCGAGGUUUAAUUGCUCUAUCCAGCUCUAUUGGAUCUUAUAUCCAUCCUCUUUCCUAGAAUAAGCUUACUUAAUACAGCUAAAAAGGAGGGUGGUUGUGUUUAUAUGAAUCGAGGUGAGCUUUGGCAUUGUGUUAACCAUAUGCACAGAAGAACAGAACCAAUUUUGAUUUCUGCACUUCCCCUCACCCACCCCCCAAGGUUCUGGAGAGAAUGCUGGCAUUGACGGUAGUAAAGUUUAGAUGUAGAGAUACUGUAGAGGAUUUGUGACCAGUCCCUGUUUUAAGAGUAAAAGAAACUAAAACCCCAACCCCUUAAUAAAGCAAUAUUUGGUCAAGAACCUUGAAACACUCAGCUUUGGAUAUACCGCUUGUCCCCAAUCCACUCAGUCCAUAUUCAUCAGGCCCUGGUUGUUCUAAGGUUGGAUAGCCCUAUCCUCCGGAUAAAUCACUAUCCAGUGGAGAGCGUAAUUGAUUUCCAUAAAACUUAUCUGCUGAUAGUGAUUUAUCUGGUGAAUAGCGCUAUCCAGCAUUUGAACAUCUGUAGCCUGCGUAGCAGGUACUUGGAAGUAGUGGGUGCAAGAAAAAGUGGACACAGGAAAAGGAGACACGCGAGCGGAGAGGGAGCGUUCCCUCACCCCUCGUGUGUCUCCCUUGCGUGCACCCAUUCUAAUUGCGCCCACUACUUUCAAGAGCCUGCUACGCAGGCUAGAAUAUCUGGGGCCAGGUCCUCCAUCCCUUGUCUGUCUCCUGCCCUUAUUCUCUACUCUCCUGACUUAUGCCGCAUUUAGAGUCACUUGCUUGUUUCCUCCAUGAAUACAUGUUGGUGGGGUGGUAUUAUUUUAAAAAAUCAUGCAGAGAAACGUUCCUUUGUUGAGCACAUCCUUCCCCAAGAUCUUUGCAAUGGGGUAAAUGGUGAUAACAUAAGAUAAAAAUUUUAUGGUGAAGUUAGCACAGCUGGGCAGGGACAUUAUUAUCAGUUAAAGAACUCUGACAGUAUCUGUACCCAGAAAUUAAGGCACUGGAGGACAGAUUUUACCAAGGAUUUUAUAAAUUUUUAACACAGUUUCAGACAAAACAGAGGCUACCCCUUGGGUGGUUUGACUUCUAAUACACCUUUGAUAGCCACCAGAAAAAGAAAUUUAAUAUAUUAGUAGCUCAGAUAUUGUUGUUGUUGUUGUUGUUGUUUUCUUUGAAGUGUUAAAAACCUGAAUUAAACGUUAUAGGUUGUGUAGCGAUCGUGGAAUUCCUGCUCUGCAGCAUAUUUGUGAUGGCAUCAAGUUCAAAGGCAAAGGACACGAGGUAAGAAGGACAGCAGCAUGAGUCAAGUGUCAUAUUUGUUUGUAAAAGUUGUAAUGAAGCUGUUACCCGGUGUCUAGAAAACUGAUUGCUAAUCAAUUCUCACAUCUCAGGAUAGCAUGAAGUUUUAACUGUGAAGAGGUUUCACUGAGUUUUCUUUUUCUCAGGCAAGUGAUCUCAAGCUUCUGAUGCAGCGUUAUGAGCACUGGGCGCAUCGCUUGUUUCCAAAGUUUCCGUUCGCAGAUGUUGUAGAUCAAGUAGAAAAUUUGGGCAAUAAAAAGCUCGUUCAGGUAUGACAAGGAAAAAGCUGUUAACUUUCCAGAGAGAGUCCUGAGGAGUAGCAAAUGUUAAAUCCAAGAUGCCAAGAUCCUUGUUGGCUUUAUGAAUAACCCAUCAUUGAUCAGUGCUGAAAGUGUCCUUAUUAAGCAGGUUGAGUUGGCAGCAAAGAAAGUCCUGUCCAAUAAGCCAGUGCUAGUGCAUUUUGCUAUCGGGCUAGUGAAUUCUGUUCUUAACUUUUCGAUGGGCAAAUUACUGAAGAACUGUUAUCAAUCCUGCUCAUCAAAAUACUUUUUUUUGGGGGGGGGGGCUACUUAAAAUGACUCUUGGGCCAGUACAUGCUAAAUCUAACUACAGCUUGUCCAAAUGGCGAGCUGUAAAACUGACUUUCUUUGCACCCGGUGAGCUUGGAGAAAAUGUAAGGGCUUUCUUUCUCUAGGGACAAAGCAAACAGUCCAUAACAUUGAGGUGUCCAUGUAAAGCGGGUGUCUGUAAAGCAGGAUUUGACUGUAUCACUUUGCUAGGUAAAAAUGAACUCUGUUUUCUCCUUGUCCCUUGUUCAGCAGCUGGCGCCAUCUUAGAUUGACAAAAAUUAUGCAUUCACUACCCAAUCCAGUCCAUCCAUCCAUACCAAAACAAGUAGCUCUUUGCUUACAAUGUCAUGAUUCUAACCUUUGUGAGAUUUGCAACACAAUAAAAUUCUUGUUCUGGUACAGCAAUCAGGAUAAACUUGCACCAGAAUGACUUGUUCCAGUAUUGCAUUUUCUGCUGUUAUCAUGUAAACAAAUACAGAGCCAUGAGGGGGAACUGGGUUAAACUAGCACUGGUAUCAUAUUAACAUACCCUUGUAAUCUCUCAGUCUCAUCAUUGAUUGAGCUUGAACAAUACAACCUUUAUCUGAAGGCUUGAACAACAUAACCAAGUUUAUAAUCCUUGUAGAACUGUCUCAAAAGAAUCAGGAGAGGCGAGGAGGACAAUGUUGAUGAAGAGGACAAGUCGGACACAGAAGUUGGACAAAAUAUUUAUGGUAAGAGUAUUGUCGGUACUCCCUUUCUAACGAAAAGUGUUAAAAAGGGCAUAAGUCAACUUUAUAUAAUCUGACUCAUUGCCACAUCAUGCAAAUUGGUUGAGUGACUGAUUGAUUACAGACUUUUCCGGUGAUAUAUUUAGUGGUGGAUGUUCCACAGGUUGCAUAAAGGUCAUAACAAAUAUUGUUCAGGACUCCCACUAAGGGCUUGAAGUCAGGAUUUCCUCUGGCUACUAUGAGCAUGAACCCAAACUAUUUUCAUAGGAAACAAAAGGAAAAAAUAAGACCAAAGAAAACUGCUAUUCUCUUCAACUGUCCAUGCACUGAUGAAAACUGCAUAGACAUGAUGUGAUAGCCCUGCAUGUAAUGUUCCUGACAGCUAAUUUCUGAUGUUCAGCCCAGUCAAAUUCCUUAUGUGAAAAUGCCAGUCAGCAGGACUGUUAUGUGUGACCAUGUGUCAUUUUUCAACUGCCCCUUGGAUAUCACAUGCACUGAAGGGUGGAAAACAAAAGAAAUGAGCUUCAUCUCCCCUUUCAUAGUAAAUGGAGCUGAAAUGGAGGCCUCAAUUAAAAGUUGACUUGUGGAGAUUUGCUUGUGUUUAAUCUUCAAGCUGUUAACGACUAUACAGUAAAAUUAAUAAGGACUGUUCUUUUUACUGACAGGAUCGCAAGGUGAUGGAGCACUUUCUCAAUCAGAUGACACCCAAGCAGCAAAUGAUGUGAGUUUAUUCCCAACCAGUAAAAAAUUACAGUUAUGAAGUAUUAAAAAUCUGUGAAUUUAUCACUGAAGACUGAUGUUAACAGUUCUCAGGUGUCAUGUUGCUCAGACCAAUAACAACAAUAGCUAAAUGCAUCUGCUUUUCUUAGUAAAUCUCAUUACCAUUUUGCCAUUUAGGCUAGGAAUAUUAUUUUCACCCACAUAAACUAAAAAAUCUGCUCCAAUGACUCCUCUUCAAAUAUCAAAUUGUCACUUCUUUCUAGUUGAUCAUCCUCAAAUGGCUUAAACUCAUCAGGCAUUAAUGGGUUAAAUUCCAAACAAUUAGUUUUCAGAAAAAGUUUGUUGUUUUCUGUUAACAGAAGGUAAAUCUCUAGCCAUUACAAGAUUUCAAAUUUUAAAAUUGAUUAAUAUUAUAAGUGCUUGUCUUAAAGUGGGUUGUUCUAGAUGAUAGCUUUGUUCAUCAUUUGCCGCAUGGUUAUCUCUCUAAUAAUAUUUUGAUGACAACUUAUCCUGAUACUGCUGGUUUUCACAUGGUGAUUGCAUUAAUAAGUCCUCUUUACAGUCAUCAUUAAUUUGUCUCAUCAUGUAAUGUAGGCAAGAUGAUUUUCACUGCUCUCUUGAGGCCAUUUCCCCAAACAAUGGCUGGUAAUCAAGCCAACAUGCAAUGCUGCCACCGCACCCCCACCCCACCCCUACCCUCCGAUUUGAGGACAGGAGAACGGUGGCUUACAGGGACUAUUAGAAGCACUGAGACUGUAAGUGGACUGUAAUCCUGAUUGUUCUUACAGUUCAACAAGAUUUUUCAAACUUGUUGCCUCUGAUACAAUUCCUUCCUUAUACCCAUCAUCCAAGAGAUUUAAGAAAUAACUUGUAGUAAACUAUUAAUCUGAUCUUUAUUUUCAAUGAUAGCAGAUGCAAACAUUUGGUGUCCAGGUGGAGGCUACAGACAAUGUGGUAAGUAUUCAUUCGGAGCUUGUUCUUUACAGUCCCCAUCAAAAUUUUCUAUGCAAAUCUGGCUUUUAUGUAAAUUAGUGACGAUCAUCUUACAUUUUCAGUUUGGCAGCAUUUUUUUGUUCACCAAAAACGCUUUUACGAAGAAAAGUAUUGAAAUCAAAUUAUACUGAGAAUUGUGGGAUGAGGAAUUAAAUGAAAGGAAGGCAUCACAAUUUCUGUAGAUUCAAGUUUUUUGAAAUUGGUGGUUAGCUUGGUUCGCGGGGGAUGGGCAGGGCACUCCCUUAUAGGGACUAGAUAGGUACAUGCUGCCCCAAAAAGUAUGGUUUUUGAGGGUCUUAAUUUUUUUAUCAUUUUUGCCCUUGUUAGCGUUGUGUUCCCAGUGUCAUCCUCAGACAGGGUACCCAAAUUGUAUCAGCUAAAAUUCAAGUUAGUAAAUAGCCAACUACAUGAAAAACAAAUCAGCUUUUAGUUUUUGUGAAAGGGAUUUAGUAAAGUUAUGUUUUUGCCAUUGAAUUUUAGUAGGUAUCCUUUUAGGGUGUCAAUUUUCCGUGGUUUUUGUUUGUUUCAACCUUAAAUAGGGUUUGGGUUUAUGCAUUUUUCGGGUUUGCUCAAUUGGUCUUUAAAUAGUUGACUUUUUCAGGCUUUCUUUUUGCAAUGAAACUAGCGUCUAAUUACAAAAUAAAAGUUGUUGCACUGUUAGAAACCGAAAAUAUUUUGGAAACUGUUGUAGGCUACUCUAAGGAUAGAUGAGUUGUGUUCGAUCUAAAGGUGAAUGAUCAAGUAGAAAAUUUGUAAAAUGAUCUUAUUACAAAAAGAGAAUAGAAAGUGAAUACUUAUCUGAUAGCAGAAUACUUAUCUGGAAGCAGGCACAGCUUAAAAAAACUGGGGCUCUUCAUUUUCAUUUCACUCUUACUCUUGCAGGUUAUUUUGACUCCCGAAAUGCAAGAGCGCAUUCGGCAAAACAGGGAAAGGGCGUUGGCGAAACGAAGAGCUGCGCAUGAACGACAAGCAGAAGAAACCAACACACAAAAAGGUGAAGACUAAGACGUCCGUGGAUAUCAUACAUAAAAUGCGCGAAAUUGUAAAUCUCGCGAAAUUACUGCGGCAUUUUCUGGGUUUAUGAACCGUUCAACACCUGAAGCCUAGGCAUACAGUCACCUCUCAGCAUUCCCCGCUGCUUGGACGUUCCGUGAGAGACCCGGCUGCUAGCCUGUUCCAGGCUCCGAGAUGGUCGGAACCCGGAAUUGAGGAAGCGCGGAGACGAAAAAACGGGAGGAAACUUUUUUCCCGCCCCGCCCUCCUUUUCGCGUCUUCGACACUCUUACGCGCCUUCCCCACUAUCUGAGGGCCUGGAACUGGCUACCCAGUUGCGACGUGAAACGCAGCAGCGGUGACCUGGGAAACGACAAGAGGCGGUUGGGUUUGCAGGUUACAACACCUGUUGCUGAAACAUUUUUGGAAAACGAGUCAUGUUUAGUAUUACGGUAGGUAUCACAAGCCCACUAAACUGGCUUUUUGGCAAUCCUCUCAUCGCAUGAAAUUUGGGAAAUUGUUCGAGUGUACCAGUAUGAGCAGUGCUAUGCGUGGGUUUUUGUCUUAGGGCCUGUUUACAUGGAGGUGGGGGACCCCAGGUAGGUAACCUUCCUGUCCAUAUAAUCUUUCGUCUUAAUUUUAUCACGUUCACCUGAUAAAUGGGGUGCCCCUCCGCGAGUUACACUUCACCUACGUGGGGGUCCCUCACCUCCAUGUAAACAGGCCCUUAGUAACAAAGACUAAAAAUGAGACGGGAAUCGCGGCAUACUAAACUCGUACCGAUUGAUUUGUAUGAAAUUUUCCACCCAAGCGUUGGCCUGUUUCAUUGCGUGUCUUCCCCCUUUGACCAGUCCAGUAUGGUGGCCCUACCACUUGCAAGCUUUAGGGGUCACUGAGACACGCAAGCGACAAAAUUGUGACUAGCUUAUUGAGCUAAGCUGUUGAGAAACGAACAGCCUUAUUCCAGAUGCUCUAACUAAACCAUUGUAUGCGUCCACUUCAAGAUACCUAUGAAUACAGUUAUUAGAUAUUUAAAUUUGUCUUCAGAUUUACAAACUGGAGAAACAGAACAGGCGGCGGUACAGUCCAGUACUGAGAUCGCUCAAGAUAACGACGGUGAAACGGAACAUCUUGCCAUGGAAAAUAAUUCCUCUGCACAGAUAAGCGACGUAGAAAUGAGAGAUGAAUCGACAGAGACGGCUGUAUCGUUAACAGAGGGUGAACUACAAUCUGAAACGAACGAAGAUACUGCAACCUUACCACCGAUUGUGUCUACAAACGAGAAUGAACUACGUGAAGAUACUGAAAUGGAGAACAAUGAAACAGAAGGCUUUGUUGCUGACGCAGAUAUUGUUCAGAAUGAAGAAAACCUUCUAGGGACGGGCUUAGAUGGCGCUAAACUAGAUAAUGAGCUGUUAGAAUCGACUGAUGAUUUGCCAAGACAGAAAAAUGAUUCAGAUUUGGCUGAUGGUCAAGCAGUAAAGGCGUUGUCGGCCUCGUCUGCUGAUGUUGAAACUGCCAAAAUUGGACCUGGUGACGAGACACUCCAAGCAGGGGUGUGCAGAGAAACGUUACCAACACGGGCAACGCCACCCACCGAACAACCUUCUGAUCAUAACAAAACCACGGAGACUCAGAGUAUGGAGAUAGAAAAUGAACAGUGAAAACUAAAUUGCGAGAACUGCUGCAUUCAAGCUUGAUCACAUGACC
This is a messenger RNA of Porites lobata, 7497 nucleotides long. The record is from the annotation of a GenBank genome assembly. NCBI's taxonomy places the organism in Eukaryota, Metazoa, Cnidaria, Anthozoa, Scleractinia, Poritidae.